Molecule: messenger RNA, 2131 nt
Organism: Ostrinia nubilalis (European corn borer)
Lineage: Eukaryota; Metazoa; Arthropoda; Insecta; Lepidoptera; Crambidae
Product: cytochrome P450 6B2-like
Exons: 2
Coding region: 48-1631 (527 amino acids)
Molecular function (GO): iron ion binding; monooxygenase activity; oxidoreductase activity, acting on paired donors, with incorporation or reduction of molecular oxygen
Source: RefSeq, a predicted model, not a curated record
AUUAUUUUUAAAUCAUAAUUAAGUUCGAGUAACGAUAGCCGUAAAAUAUGUUUGUGAACAUUGUAUUCGGCUUCCUAGCGGUGCUUGUGGCGUUAUUCUAUUACUACUCAACGAGAAAUUUCAAUUACUGGAAGAACAGAAACGUACCUUAUCUCAAGCCGACGCUUUUAUUCGGCAACUAUGGCGACCUAUUCCUUUUCAGAAAAAAUAUGAGUGAGGUAGGUCAAAACAUCUGCAAACAAUUCCCAAAGGAACCCUACAUUGGAGCGUUCUUUGGCACGGAACCCACGCUCAUCGUCCAAGACCCCGAGUUCAUUAAACUCAUCACAACAAAAGACUUCUACUACUUCAACAGCAGAGAACUAUCAGAUUUUGUUCACAAGGAAACCUUCACUAAAAAUAUUUUCAAUAACUACGGAGACGACUGGAAAGUAGUGCGUCAAAAUCUUACUCCAAUAUUCUCAUCAGCAAAAAUGAAGAUGAUGUUCCCGCUCAUCGAAACAUGCUCCCACACUUUUGAACAGCUGCUCGACGUGGAGACCAGCAUGUCUGACGUCAUCGAAAUAAGGGCGCUCAUGGCCAGGUACACCAUGGCUGGCAUCACCUCUUGCGCAUUUGGUGUCGACUCUCACACCAUGAAAGGUGACUAUAAAACUAACCCUUUCACACAGGCAGGGAAGACGAUAUUAGACGUUGGAUCCAAAAGAGUAUUUUACAGGAAUCUCGUAAGAGCUAUUUGGCCAACGAUUUUCUACGGGUGUGGACGGACGUUCAUGCCACCCGUUAUGGAAGUGUUUUUCCGCCGAUUUAUGGUGUCAGUCUUCGAAGCACGAAAGUAUAAGCCGACCAACAGAAAUGAUUUUGUCGACUUCAUAUUGAAUUUUAAACAGAAGAACUGUAUUGUUGGCGACAGCAUCGCUAAUUUAAAAACUGGCGCAGACAUUAAGAAAGUAUCAGUGCCAGUGACUGAUGACUUUUUGGUGGCAAACUGUUUGAUAUUCUUCCUGGCUGGAUAUGAGACGUCUGCUUCUACUCUGACCUAUACCAUGUAUGAACUUGCGAAGAGUCCAGAGAAUCUGAAGCGAGUGCAGAAGGAAAUAGAUGAGUAUUUAGUAAAAAACGGUAACAAGUUGGAGUACAACUGCGUGACUGAACUGCCGUUCACACAUGCGUGUUUUGAUGAAGCCCUGCGUUUAUACCCAGUGCUUGGGUUGAUAACGAGGGAGGUUGUGGAGGACUACACUCUCCCGACUGGUGUUCACCUCGACAAAGGAGUUCGCGUGCACUUGCCGGUCUACCACCUGCAUCACAACCCUGAGUUCUUCCCGGAGCCUGAGGUGUACCGUCCUGAGCGUUUUCUGGGAGAAGAGAAAAACAAAAUACUUCCUCACACUUACAUACCCUUUGGCGAUGGUCCACGUACUUGCAUAGGCAUGAGGUUCGCAAAAAUGCAAAUGUUCGCUGGUCUGGUGACUGUUCUGAAGAAGUACAACUUGGAGCUGACUCCAGAAACGGCAAGGAAGCUGGAGUUCGUGCCGACCUCCUUCAUCACUCAGCCCACCAAGCCUUUGAAGAUCAAGUUUAGCAUUCGGGAGGGAUGGGAGAGCCGCACUUUUGUUAAAACACAAUAGGUAAUUCGGUUUCUUAGUGGUUUAAGUAUAGGACUUUUAUUGUUCUUGGGUAAGAUCUCUGCACAAAAUUAUAAGAACUAGGUAACUGAAAGAAUUUCAUAUUGAAACAAUCAACUGCUACUAAAGUCACUAUUGUUACAGAGCGUUCUACAUACUUGCUUACCUGUUAGAGUCUUAAAAAGAUUAUGCGCUCUUGAUAAUUUUCACAAGGAUUUUAUAAUGUAUCUUUUUUUUUAAGGCAUUUAGUAAAGAUAUAUAAAGAUAUCUUUCAUCAUUGCAUUGAAAAUUUAAAUCAUAUCUUUUAGUAUCUAUACCUACCUACUUACUUCUAAUGCUCACGGCUCUAUCUACUAACUUAGAAGGACUUUUGAUAAAUUGUUCUAUUACGUGUAAUUUGUGUAUAUUUCGUAAAGUAAGUAAGAAUCUGCUAAAGCUAAGUUAGUACCUACAUAGUUAGCUUUAAACCUAUUAAUACAACAUUAAAUAACUGUUUACACCUA